Messenger RNA from Trematosphaeria pertusa, 1618 nucleotides. RefSeq lists its product as uncharacterized. The transcript has a single exon. NCBI's taxonomy places the organism in Eukaryota, Fungi, Ascomycota, Dothideomycetes, Pleosporales, Trematosphaeriaceae. Bases 59 to 1345 code for a protein of 428 amino acids. Gene Ontology annotation, biological process: mitotic spindle organization. Gene Ontology annotation, cellular component: dynactin complex; cytoplasm. The record is from RefSeq and is a predicted model, not a curated record.
UUCCAAGGUUCCAAACAAACAUUGCACCAACACCUCAAUCGCUCCGUAGCACGCAAAAAUGGCCGAAGCACAGAGACCAAAGUACGACAGCCUUCCAGGCAUCGAUACAGCGCCCGACGUUUAUGAGACCCCCGAGCUCGCCGAAGAUGUCUCCACAAUUCAAGCUUCAACCGCAGUCUCUGAGUCUGAGGGCGGCGAAUCUGAGGCCGACGAGUCUACGGUCCGACAUCAACGCCUGCAAACAGACGAAGCCCGCAGCCGCUUCCAGCCCUCGCGAGUGGAUGCCCACGGUGUGGACUUCUCAGACAACAUCAGCGCUCAACGGCGCUCAUACCGCACAUCGACACGAGGCCAGCGGCGGAGAGGUGAGAUACUGGGUGAUGACAGCGAUGAAGAGAAGGAGUCUUUCUCACGGAAGCUUAUGCGGGUAAAGAGGGAGCUACAUGAGUUGGAGCACGAAUACGAGGGGAGGCUGCAAUCAGGCGACAAGACGAAGAUCGAGGAGCAGGAUCCCAAGCGAAUCAUGGAGUUCAUCUCAGAUAAGGUAGACUACAUAUACGCGAUGCGGCGGGGCGGCGUACGGGGUGCAGAAGCGCAGCUCGACAGGCAGAUUGACAAGUUCAACAACUACCCCCCGUUCGGACCCUCGCCGCGAAUCACCAAGGCUAUUGCGAAUCAGCCGCCGCUUCCAGGCACCCAGAUACAGAGGAGUCAACUCGACUAUGUGCUGAACCAGGCGGCGGACUUCGAUGCACGGCUCACACAAUUAGAGAAGAACUUGGGUUUGACCGGAAACACGAUGCCGGAUCUGGGAGACAAGGCGCCAUUCCCAGUGUACACAACGCUGCACCGGAUUGAGCAGACUGUGGGCGCAUGUCACGAUGCUAAGGAGGGCAACCUUGAGAGCGCAAGCCAGCAGAUCAAGAGGAUGAUUGCUGACGCGGAGCAUCUGAAGGAGCUGCGGUCGGAAGCUUCGCGCGCUGCAUCAGAGGGCAAGGCUACGUCGAACCCGGAGCAGGAGGCUAAAGUCAACGCUCUCUAUGGCACACUGCCAUCCAUCGACAAGCUCUCGCCAGUUCUGCCCCUCGUUCUCGAACGACUCCGCACCCUCCGUCUCGUACAUACCAGCGCCUGGCAAGCGGACGAGGUGCUGACAGAGCUAGAGCGUCGCCAGUCGAAGCAAGAGGACGAGAUCCAGAAGUGGGGAAAGUCGUUGGAGGUCGUGGAGGAGGAUAUCAAGAAAUGCGAGGAGGCGCUGAAGAACAAUAUGAAGGUGGUUGGUGAUUGGGUCAAGAGGAUAGAGGAGCGGAUUGAGAAGCUACCUGGACCGAGCCAAGAGUCGUGAAGUAGGAAAGUGGGCAAAUGGCAAGAAAAGUGUGCUCCAGCACGAUUAGAAAAGUGUGUAGUCAUGGUGCAUUGAAGGCACGUUUUCAUUGGAGGCAGCAGUGACGAAUCUGUCACGUUCGUGGACACCGUCGUUUAUUGCAGGUAUAACGGGAACAUUCAUCACUGUACAGUGUCUAAGACACGGGGGCUCCAUCUCAAUUUAUUCAGAUACCCUAGAGUAGCACUUCCGAAGCGAUCAGAGGACACCGGUUGGCAUCUCCAAACUGCUUAG